This is a messenger RNA of Anopheles marshallii, 1029 nucleotides long. It is a transcript of the gene Cdk7, whose product is annotated as cyclin-dependent kinase 7. Bases 1 to 1029 code for a protein of 342 amino acids. The transcript is spliced from 2 exons. Gene Ontology annotation, biological process: positive regulation of transcription by RNA polymerase II; protein phosphorylation. Gene Ontology annotation, cellular component: cytoplasm; nucleus; transcription factor TFIIH holo complex. Lineage: Eukaryota; Metazoa; Arthropoda; Insecta; Diptera; Culicidae. Gene Ontology annotation, molecular function: ATP binding; cyclin-dependent protein serine/threonine kinase activity; RNA polymerase II CTD heptapeptide repeat kinase activity. The record is from RefSeq and is a predicted model, not a curated record.
AUGGAAAGCUUCAAUCGCUUGAAUAGAUAUGAAAAGAUUGACUUCCUGGGCGAAGGACAGUUUGCCACUGUUUACAAAGCGCGAGAUGCCGAAACGAACGAAAUAGUUGCGGUGAAAAAGAUCAAGAUUGGUAACCGGGAGGAAGCCGCUGAUGGUAUUAAUCGCACCGCUUUGCGGGAAAUCAAACUGCUGCACGAACUGCACCACGAGAACAUCAUCGGAUUGUUGGAUGUGUUUGGGCACAAGAGUAAUGUGUCGCUGGUGUUCGAUUUCAUGGACACGGAUCUGGAGAUUAUCAUUAAGGAUCCGAAAAUAAUCCUCACACCAGCCAACAUCAAAAGCUACAUGAUCCAGACGCUCCGAGGGUUAGAAUACCUGCACAUGCACUGGAUACUACAUCGGGAUCUAAAGCCAAACAAUUUGCUUAUCAGCGGGAACGGUGUGCUAAAGAUAGGUGAUUUCGGCUUGGCAAAAUUUUUUGGCUCACCGAACCGCAUCAACACGAACCAGGUCGUUACACGGUGGUACCGGUGUCCGGAGCUGUUGUUUGGUGCCCGCCAGUACGGCACGGGGGUAGACAUCUGGGCGGUGGGAUGUAUGUUGGCCGAACUGUUGCUGCGCGUACCGUUCCUGCCCGGUGAAAGUGAUCUCGAUCAGCUGACACGAAUAUUCCAAGUGCUCGGCACACCGAACGAAACCAACUGGCCCGAUGUGAAGUCGUUACCGGAUUAUGUACAGUACAAGUUCUAUCCACCCAUACCACUGCGAGACAUUUUCACGGCAGCGUCGGAAGAUUUGCUCGAACUGGCAAACAAAAUGCUGGCAUUGUACCCACUGCACCGGUGUUCUUGUACCGAGGCACUGAAGAUGGCUUACUUUUCGAAUAAACCCGCACCAACAGUCGGUCCCCGGUUGCCCAUGCCCGCCAGCUACAAUGCGGCCAAUAAGCCAGAAGAAAAACCAUCGCUGAAACGUAAGAUCUUGGACAGUAUUGAUGGUGGUACCGUUCCGAAGCGUUUGCAAUUUUGA